CUCUGCUUCCUUCCCUGUCCAGCGCCAAACUUUUCACCGUCCGACGGAAAACUUCAGGUGAAACAUUUCCGUGAAAAGUCACUAGAGGAAGUUGGCGGAGUCUGGGUCAGUUUGUACCCGUGGGUGCUGGUCUGUUUUCUCGGAUGCCAGCUUACCAGACCUCCCUGCUGUCCUCGGUGAUCCAACUGAAGACGCUCCACUGGACCAGUGAGGGGAAAUGUAGAGAAGUUUAGUUGCUGUCGACCUGCAGCAGCUCCCACCUGAAGGAGGAGGCUGCGCGCUCAGUGACGGACCCACUGCAGAGCUGUCCUUGUGGUUAAAGGCAAACUGUCUUCAUAGCUGUCUGGACUGUCAACUGCAAAUAUAAACAUGGACAAUCAAACAUCUGCAGAAAGUGGGAGAGAUGUUGCAUCCAUGGAUGACUUACACAUGGAGCACAGAUACGUUGAGAAUGCACACAGCGGCCAUACUGACUAUGAAACAGAGACAAUCAUAGAUGAGCGUACUUCUCUUCCCAUGACUCAAACAGACCAGACGGUCAUGGACGACUUGGGGCAGUUUUUUGACCACUGCAUCCAGCAGGUGUCCCACCUGGAGACCCAGAGGAACGAGCUGAUCCAGGAGCUCAUCCGCCUGCAGGAGCCCAUGCUGCGGGUGGUGGAGCACCUCAGGGAGAAAUUGGAGGAGACCAAGAGGCUGCUCACUCUGGCUCAGUUGGAUUACAUUGCUGUUUACGAGGAAGUGCAGCAGGUGAAAAGGAAACUAUUUGCUACAGCCAGAGACUGCAUCCAGAGCCAGGUCACGCUGGCCACACAUGAGUACGAGGUGGCUCAGUCUGCUGUCACACAGGAGGAGCUUAAAGCCCACAUCCAGAAUCUAACACAGGAGUUGUCCCAGCUCCAGACGUCCUACCAGAACCAGCUGAACUCCUUGAAGGACCAGUCCAACAGACCCUUCAGGGCCCGAGCCAUGAGUGACGUCAGCCAGUGCCGACAAGCCUCUGCCCGGUUGCAGCGUCGGCUCAGCGGCAGCAUGAAGACGCUGGAGGGCUGGUACGAGCCCCGACUGCUGGCCCUGCUCAAGAGGAGGCAGAUCGGAGAGGAUGCCUUGAGAAAGAGCAGGGAGCAGGCGGUGGACCUAAGGGCCAGAUUGGAGCCUCUUAAAGGGGACUUACACAGACUGGAGGUGCAGAGAGCCUGUUUGGAGCAGAGGAUCAGUCUGAUGGAGAGGGAGAGGGAGGAGAGUGUCACACAUCACGGGGGGGCUAUAGAAACUUUAAAAGAGACUUUGAGAGAACUACAGGUGGAGUUUGAAGUUCAAAGAAAAUCCAAGAAUGAUUUGGAGGAUCUAAGGGAUGGCCUUUUGAAAGAACUGAAGUUUCUGAGAGGCUGUGAUGAACGCAGUGGAACCACUGCAUAAUUUCCAGUGGAUGAUUCUAACAAGACCAAACCACAGCACCGCAGACACAUCCUGUGUCAAAAGAUAAAAAAUAACUCACCUGUGAUAUGCAUUACAAUUCAGUUUUAUUAUAUAUUACCUACUUAUUUAGCUGUAUCAAGAGGCCAAGAGUUUACUGUAAAUAUUUUAUUAUGAAUAUACUCAAGUACACAGAUCAGAUGUAGCACAGAAAAACAACAUGUUGGAGAAGAAAAGACAAACACAUAAAAGACAUCUUACACAGUCUGGAAAAACUUCAUACUAAAAAUAUCACAAAAAGCCAUCAGUAUGUACAAUUUCAUUAAAAAUGGAUUUAAGAAAUGUUUUCAGUGCAACUUAUCAAGAUGCAAGAAUUGAAACCAUCAAACAGUAAACCUGAAGAUUGUGUAUCUUUUAUGGUUUCAUCAUGAGCCAGAGUUGAUUUUACUCAGAGUCUGAAAAACUCAAAAUAUCUAAAACUCAGACUGAUACAGACUUACUUUGAAUAGUUCACGACAUGACGACAACGCAGCAUUUAUUCUUAAACUGACAACAAUCAUCACCGCCAAAAACACGCUUUUAACCACUUCACUGCUUAUUCACUGAGCACUGGAUGAAGGAUCCAUUUUUCACGAGCAGGUCGAAUGAGGAGACAUGGAGGCUGGACUCAUGCCUGAAUCUCUGUGUCUGCAGCACCUUCUGGGUCCUCAUCGUUGUAGAUAUUUUCAGCCUGGAGAAGAAAUGAAUCAAGAUGUAUACUCACUGUCACUGGUAUUCAAGUUUUAAUAAAUGCAUUUAAAAGUC
Messenger RNA from Notolabrus celidotus (New Zealand spotty), 2220 nucleotides. Its product is annotated as syncoilin-like. The record is from RefSeq and is a predicted model, not a curated record. Gene Ontology annotation, cellular component: intermediate filament. NCBI's taxonomy places the organism in Eukaryota, Metazoa, Chordata, Actinopteri, Labriformes, Labridae. The transcript has 6 exons. Bases 370 to 1419 code for a protein of 349 amino acids.